Tuber aestivum (summer truffle) is the source of this 2370-nucleotide messenger RNA. Lineage: Eukaryota; Fungi; Ascomycota; Pezizomycetes; Pezizales; Tuberaceae. The record is from the annotation of a GenBank genome assembly.
AUGGCUCAUACAGCGGUCGCGUCGGCCGAUGACAGCGACGACAUUGGUGCGCGUUUGUCCAGGCUCAACCUUCCGCAGAAGCCCUUGAUUAUGGAGAAAGUAAACAAUGAGGGGGACUUGAAGCGGUGCCGACAUCAUGAGGCUGACCAGUGUUUCUGCUACGAGUACUUGACCCUGCUGGAUAGGCCAGACUACAAGGACAAAUGGCUCCCGGACAGCCCCGAACCCGAGACGAAGCCUUUGAGGGUCAAUGGAAGUGCUCCCACACCCGGAAGCGGGAGUGUGCCGAGCGUCAACGGGACUGCAAAGUCACUGACGGCGAAGAAGUUUAGCUUGGACCAGUAUUUUGCGGGAAAGACACCGGCAAAGGCCUCGGCUCCGCCCACCGCAUCUGCCCCUUCAACGGCCUCGAAGAAUUCACGGACGACGGUAAAGAAGUGAGUUUUUUUUUUUUUUUUUGUUCCUUUUCCCUUCGGUGGUUCCACGGUACUGACGGCGCUCGCGAAGGCCUGUGGAGGAUAGGACUCCGGAGAGACGGGAGGCUGUGGUUAGGAGCUCUAAGGAGGUGCGGGUGGCACCGGCGCGAGAAGGACCGCCCCCCAAGAAACGGCAGAGAACCGUGACUCCGCCGCCCUUGCGCCCUCCUCCACCGCCAGCGAUGGCUGCCCCGACUCUGCCCUCGCUCCCGCCAUUAUUGAGUCCUACACUGCCGCAGGCUAUCGAGGAAGCACUUGCCCAGGAGGAUAGGGACAGGGACAGGUCACGCGCCAAAAGGGAUGAGGGUCAUUCCGAAGGCUCGGCAACUUUGAAGCGGCGACAGAGGGCGGGUUCCAAUGCUAGUGACAAGGGAAAGAAGCCUAUAGCUUCGGGAAAAAAACUGCCGGGAUCUACAUCUAGCACUCCCCGCCACGCUCUCCAGUCGCCCAGCAAAGCGGUCGGAAGCAAAACGAUCCCGAGGAGCGCUCUUGGCGGCAACACCACCCCCAAGGCGGUAUCCGCUAAGACGGUGAGCAAGCGACCGGUGAGUCCGAAGCCAUCUGGCUCCCGCGCCUCGUCGAAAUACCCGACCCCGUCGGAAUCGGCCUUCUCGCUGGUUGUCAGGUUAAAGUUCAGCCGGCGUCGCAUGAAGGACGUUGCGAGCUUGUUACGGCUGAAACCUAACCCUAAACGGAUUCGCCAAGAUGAGGAUCAGCAGCACUCGUCAGCGCCUCCUGCCAAACGGCAGAAGGGGGCCGAUAGCCUCAACUCUUCGGCCACGAGGUCUCCCGCCUUCAAGUCUCCGGCAUUGAAGGCGCCUAAGGAGCGGGACAUGGUUACACCCCCGAAGAAGCUUAGCAGCGCUGCGGCAUUGAAACGCUCCGACUCUGAGGGACGUGUUCCUACACCGGCCAAGGGAGAGAGAAACGGGGGGAGAAACGGUGUGGGUUCGGGAGCUCCACCUAAGGAGCUGACUCCUGCUAUCUUGGCGGAGGCUCACGGGUUUAGGAGGGAAUUUUCUAGGCAAGAUAUACUCGAUCGCUUCUGGUUGAUUGAUUGGCUGGUUGGGCUAACGAUCAUAUCACAGGUUCUCCGAGUUCGGGAAAAAUGCCAAAUAUGAAGCUGACCGGGUCUUCAAGUCGCUGGACGGGCCAACAGUCGACCGGGAUAAGCUCCGAUAUUCUACGGUUGUUCUCACGGACUCGGUCCUGUGCUUCAUGAUCUCCUUCUCCUUCGAGCAGGAAGCAAAACUGCUGGAGCGUCGUUUCCCACCGGUGGACAUGUGGAAGUCGAUUAUCCCGCUCUGUCUCUUUGUCGCCGAAAAGGCCGUGCCAUACCCAUACCUCUUUGGCCUCAUGUAGGUUCCUCUUGCUUCCCCACAUUUGCCAAUCGGUCCUUGUCCAUAUCACCAAUGACUAACGCGUCCCAAUCAAUAGUAAGCAACUGGAGGCCGUGGUUCGCCAGCACGUCUUUGACCUCGAAAUAGCGCAGUACGAUAAGAUGCCCAUCCCGGACACAGCCUCCAAAGCGCCGACCCCCGACUCGAGCGGGAAUAGCGCCAGCGACCAAAUGAAGGCCUACCAAAUGUUCAAAUCUGCCCUCACAAAAUCCUCCCGUGAACUGAAGGAUUGCUGGCUCAUGGGCAAUAAGGGGCUCACAUACGAUGACAUACAGGUCAAGUUCCCGCAGACCUACGCCUUGAGGAGUAAGAGGUUUGUUCAUCCCAACACUAUCAAUGUUAAGAACGGGCAGUUCAAGCAGGCAUAUCAAUUGCCCUUGCACAGGAAUUCGGCUAUGCUCGAGGCGGUGAACUUUGGAUAUGCCUUUUUGCUAGAGUGGGUUGCUGGGGAGGGGAUCAAGUUUCAGAGCAGGCUGGCGGAGACGUUUCGGUAG